GGCUGGCGGAGAAGCAGGGUGGCGGCGAGGGGGUGGGGGCCUAGAAGGGUAAGUCCCCUCCUUCGCCGGCUGCCCACCCACUCACCCACCGCAAGCCAGCUUUUUUCUUGUUAUUUGUGCUCUGGGAAAGCACGCCGGGCUCCUGGAAGAGCCGCCUGUUACCUGGGCUUUCAGGAAAAGCCGCAGCCCCGGGAUCUGCGCCUGUCCCCGCCCCCACCCUGGGGCCUCAGAGCAUCUGGGCCACCCUGUCCGGGAAGAGGCCCUGCACUCGGCCAGCAGCCUGGAGAGUCACCGAGGGAUGAGGACGCCACAGCCCGGGGGAGCACCCUUUCUGCUCUCGCGGCCCCGAGCGCGCAGCGCCCAGGAGCCGGAUAGAGCCUGACGCCCUGUCGUCUCCCCUCGCGCACAGGGCUCUGCGAGUGAUCCGGCCGGCCAGCUCCCUGCUGCAUGGAACGGCUGCAGAAGCAACCACUUACCUCCCCUGGGAGCGUCAGCUCCUCCCGAGGCUCCAGUGUUCCGGGCUCUCCCUCCAGCAUCGUGGCCAAGAUGGACAAUCAAGUGAUGGGCUACAAGGACUUGGCUGCCAUCCCCAAGGACAAGGCCAUCCUGGACAUCGAGAGGCCUGACCUCAUGAUCUACGAGCCCCACUUUACCUAUUCUCUGCUGGAACACGUGGAGCUGCCCAGAAGCCGGGAGCGCUCGCUGUCACCCAAAUCCACAUCCCCCCCACCAUCCCCAGAGGUGUGGGCGGAGAGCCGGUCCCCUGGAACCCUCUCUCAGGCUUCAGCCCCAAGAACCACUGGCACGCCCCGGACCAGCCUGCCCCAUUUCCACCAUCCUGAGACCACCCGCCCAGAUUCCAACAUCUACAAGAAGCCACCCAUCUACAAGCAGAGAGAGUCCACAGGAGGCAGCCCUCAGAGCAAGCACCUCAUUGAAGACCUCAUCAUCGAGUCGUCCAAGUUCCCUGCAGCGCAGCCUCCCGACCCCAACCAGCCAGCCAAGAUCGAAACAGACUACUGGCCGUGCCCCCCGUCGCUGGCCGUUGUGGAGACAGAGUGGAGGAAGCGGAAGGCGUCGAGGAGGGGGGCAGAGGAGGAGGAGGACGACGAUGACGAUGACUCCGGGGAGGAGAUGAAGGCUCUCAGGGAGCGUCAGAGAGAGGAACUCAGUAAGGUUACUUCUAACUUGGGAAAGAUGAUCUUGAAGGAAGAGAUGGAAAAGUCACUGCCUAUCCGACGGAAAACCCGCUCUCUGCCUGACCGGACACCCUUCCAUACCUCCUUGCACGUGGGAACAUCGAAGUCUUCUUCCCUCCCCGCCUACGGCAGGACCACCCUGAGCCGGCUUCAGUCCACAGACUUCAGCCCAUCCGGGAGCGAGACCGAAAGCCCAGGCCUGCAGAUCUAUCCUUACGAAAUGCUGGUGGUGACCAACAGGGGGCGAACCAAGUUGCCUCCAGGUGUGGAUAGGAUGAGGCUUGAGAGGCACCUGUCAGCAGAGGACUUCUCAAGGGUCUUUUCUAUGUCUCCCGAAGAGUUUGGCAAGCUGGCUCUGUGGAAGCGAAACGAACUCAAGAAAAAGGCCUCUCUCUUCUGAUGGCCCCCACCUGCUCUGUGACUGACCCUCACCCUUGCUGCUUCAGGGCUCUGGAGCUGGGGUCACUAGACCCCAAAGCAUCAUCUCUGCGGGGAGCAGGGUGGUGGGGCAGAGGUGGGGUUGGCUCCGUUGCUGAGGUCGAGGGAGAGCGAGGCCUCUGCAGUGCUGGGGCUUGGGGACGUGGACCUCCUUCCCCAUGAUGAGCUAGGGGUGGGGGCCCCUUCUCUCAUCCCUGGUCCUCGCUGCACAGGGCAAACCCAGCGUGCACUCCAGCACACGCAGAGAUAGUGUCUGCACCCUCUCCCUGCCCCCACCCCCGUGUGAAGGUCCCCAGAAGAGAGUGACGAGAUACGAACAUGACACUUAAUGGUCAGGCCUGUCUGCUGUCCCGACCAAUGGGUGGGAAGAACCCUCGGGCCUGGUAGGAGGCACGUGAGGGUGGGAAGCAGCCACGCAGGCAGAGAGCGCCCAGGACCCUGUGCACCCAAGCACUCCUCCGCAGCUCACCUGGGACGGGUUCCCCUGCACCUGGGCCUCCCGCCGCUCAGCCUCCAGCAGGGAGGCCACCCAGCCCUCUAGCUCACCCUGUCCUCUCCUUGUGACCCCCAAGCUUCAAAGCCUCUUGCUCCAGCCCUGAGGCUUCCCUAGAAGCCUCGGCUUAGAGUGGAGAUGUCGCCUAUACAGACCCCCAGCCCAACAUCAGCCUUCAGGCUGAGUCGGCUAGAAUGCUACCUUCUAGCAUCCAGGGCCCGGGCAGAGCCCAGGCCUUUGGGCUCCCCUGGACGGGAUGAGGAGCCAGGCUGAGAGUCCUGGCUACCAGGUCCCACCCACACCCCUGCAUCCCCCACCAUGCUCUCUAAAGAAUGUAAUUUAUUGGGGCACCCCCCAGCUGCUUUCCUCACCUAACUCUCUGCCCUACCUUAAUCACGCUCCCAGCUUUUCUUCUCUCCAAAUACACGUGUAUAUAAUUAUAUAUAUAUAUUUUGGCCGGGGUCUGGGUUUUGUUCCUGCCCAGACCCCGACAUCCCUUUCCGCCGUGUGUGUGUGAUGAUGCUGGGGGAGGGGGACUCUGCUUGGAAUUAAAAGGUUGCAUCGGGGC
Aethalodelphis obliquidens (Pacific white-sided dolphin) is the source of this 2698-nucleotide messenger RNA. It is a transcript of the gene DMTN, whose product is annotated as dematin actin binding protein. The coding region runs from base 448 to 1599 and encodes 383 amino acids. Gene Ontology annotation, biological process: lamellipodium assembly; cytoskeleton organization; actin filament bundle assembly. Gene Ontology annotation, cellular component: actin cytoskeleton; plasma membrane. NCBI's taxonomy places the organism in Eukaryota, Metazoa, Chordata, Mammalia, Artiodactyla, Delphinidae. The record is from RefSeq and is a predicted model, not a curated record. The transcript is spliced from 15 exons. Gene Ontology annotation, molecular function: actin filament binding.